Messenger RNA from Odontomachus brunneus, 1491 nucleotides. RefSeq lists its product as uncharacterized. The record is from RefSeq and is a predicted model, not a curated record. Bases 411 to 1421 code for a protein of 336 amino acids. Gene Ontology annotation, cellular component: plasma membrane. The transcript has 5 exons. Gene Ontology annotation, molecular function: olfactory receptor activity; odorant binding. NCBI's taxonomy places the organism in Eukaryota, Metazoa, Arthropoda, Insecta, Hymenoptera, Formicidae. Gene Ontology annotation, biological process: detection of chemical stimulus involved in sensory perception of smell; sensory perception of smell.
UAUAUUUAGAUUAAUUAUCCUUCUAUUUAAGAGUAUUAACAUGAUUGAAGUUUUCAUAAUCUUCUUUACAUAGAUAUCCAAGUGUGCGACUGAUUUUUUCAAUAAAAUUUAUCAAAAUAUAUCGCUCAAAAGAACUGAUUAUAAAAUUAGGUUUUCUAAAAGAAUAUAAUGGCUAUUCGUCUCGCGUAAUAACAAGAAAAUGCUUCGUAAAUUCCAUUGAUACAUUAAAAUUCCAUUGAUACUAUAAAAAUUAAAUUCUCUACAACUUUUUAUUUAGAAAAGUCGAUAUAUUCAAAUAUACCCGUGCAGUCCAUUUUUAACUCAUUUGUUGAUGUAUUUGUUUCUACAGGCAAAUUUUGCAUUAUAUGUAAAAUUUUAGCUUUUAGCGUAAAGUGAAACUUUAGUUUCCAAUGACAGAUUUCGAAUGGGCGAUUAGUAUAAAUCGGUUUAUGCUAAACAUCGUCGGUUUGUGGCCGCCAGAUCGUGAUUCGCGACAAAUCGUAGGACCGAAACUUCGACAGCUGUGCAGUUUUAUAACGAUAGUUUUCGUACUCAUGAUACCGAAUUUAAUAUCAUUGAUAAGAGUAUGGGGUGACAUGAUAUCAAUGAUAAAUAAUAUGCAACUUAGUCUACCUCUGACCAUUACAAUUUUGAAAGUCUGUAUUAUUUCGUACAAACAAGAAGUUUUAGCCCCUCUAAUUGAUAUGAUUGAAGAAGAUUGGAUGAAGGUAAAGAUUAAAGAGGAGCGAGACGUUAUGCUAAGAUACGCCAGAAUUACUCGUCCGAUCGCUAUGUGCGGAUUGUUCAUAAUAGUUUUAGCAUUAAUCAUUGGGUUUGGUUUACCAUAUCUUAAAAUGACAAGGAGAUAUAUUACCAACUUAACUAACUCUGGAAAACAUUUACCGAUACCAACAUACUACCUACACGAUGUGACCAAGAGUCCGCAGUUCGAGCUCACACUACUGGCGCAAAUUUUCGCAAUGAUCUUAUGUGGCAUGUUUUAUUCUGGGAUCGACAACUUGUUUGGACUAUUAGUUUUUCACGUAUGCGGUCAAUUAGAAAAUUUACAUUUGCGGUUGACACAUAUGAAGAAGUAUCUCAACUAUAACGAAAUUUUGAAAUAUAACGUCCAAGAUCACAUUCGUUUGAUCAGAUCUAUCGAAAUCAUUGACGAUACUUUCAAUUUAAUGCUACUUGGCAUGUUAUUUUACUUUGCAGGACUAUUUUGUCUGCAAGGAUUUCUCAUAAUUUUUGUUAUUAAUCAAAAAGACCAAUUAUCAGUUAUCCAGUUAAGUUGGUUUGUCCUGACGAUUAUAUCUGCUUGUUCACACAUGUGUCUUUAUUGUGCCGUUGGUGAAAUUCUAGUAACACGGAAUCAAAUGGCGCUGUCAGCUUUUACGAAAAAUCAUUUUACAACUUAAUUAAGUUUAAGCAAUUUAACAAAAUUGCUAAAUUGCUAAAAAUGUUUUCAAUUCCGCUAACUCAUUAUAG